Messenger RNA from Symsagittifera roscoffensis, 1391 nucleotides. RefSeq lists its product as uncharacterized. NCBI's taxonomy places the organism in Eukaryota, Metazoa, Xenacoelomorpha, Acoela, Convolutidae. Bases 255 to 1391 code for a protein of 378 amino acids. The record is from RefSeq and is a predicted model, not a curated record. The transcript is spliced from 8 exons.
UAUACUUUACAAACACGUAAAAUAAUCUCUAUUUCUUCAUUAACUACAAUUUCCUGUCACACCCAUAUUUGUCUCCUAUUUUUGCCAUAGUUUCCUAGGAUUCGUCAUUUUUGAUAUAAUUAAUAUCAAGUGUUAUACAUCGGGGAAAUAAAUUAUUCUAAUUCUACCGCAUAGUUUUUCAGCCUGCACAAAAAAUACUGAAGUAGGCUUUAAUUACAGUACUCCUGGUGUCACCUGUCUGAUCUGAAUUGAAAAUGGGCUCCUACUUUUCAAUAUCUACGGAUGCGCCUCCUGAUCCCGAAUUGCUGGAGAACUUUUUUGCUAUGAGUAUGGUCAAAUUGGUAGAUCAGAUCACACAAAGUUCGAUCAGUAUCCUCGUGAUGCUCUGCUCUCUUUACAGUCUGGUAGCCAUUUAUGUCUCCAAGGACUUGCACACUGUCGAGUUUUUCCUCAUUGCUGUCUUGUGCCUCUUCAAUCUCCUCAUUCCUGGCGUGAUGGGAUUUAUUGGUCACGUGAUCGAAUGUGUUCACGCCAUAUAUUAUGGCUGUGAAUUUGUGGAGUAUGAAACGAAGCAUGGGUUGUUUUUGGCUAAAGACUUUCAAUCGUUCGACCCAUGUCACGGAUUUAUCAAAGAUGAUUCCUCCUCGCGCUAUCAGGCAAUGGGUAAAGCUAGUGGUCUCCUUCUAAUGAUUCAAGACGACUUCACCUACUGGACGACUAUGGUGCUUGUGUUUGCAAUUGCACUGGAAAGAUUCGUCCUCUACAACUUACCCCAUCUGAGAGACGAUCCCAGAUUCAGACCUCUAUUCUACAUUUGUGUGGCUCUUGGUUCUCUUUUUGCUCCUCUGGUCUACCUGAGCGACUUUUUAGCCAACUGCAAAGACGUGGGGGAUCCCAUCUGCGAUGACUGUUUCUUCUACUCGCAUCACGUGGCAGAGAAGUGUCUGAGAUCCCUGCUGGUGGAACUGCCAGCAGUCCUCAUUCCCGCCUUCUUCUUCUAUUCCUACUACAAGAACACUACUCUCAUCGUUCGACCGGAUAUCGACCUUCUUCUCAACAGAGUCAGCCUGUUCUUAUGGAUUGGCUGGAUUGUUACCACUGUACCCUACUCGCUCUUCGUCGCCUUUUUCCGGCGAGGCGAUUUCUCCUACAAAGCUAUUAUUGACCGCUACCAGGCCAAAGAGGACAACUUCCAACCAGGAGUAUACUUUGCCCACUUUUUGUUCGUGUCAGUUAAAGAUCUUUUCGGCUUAGUGGCCGCUUUUAUUCUGCUCGGCCUCGUGGAGCAGUUCCGAGUUCCUCUCAAGCAGGCAUUCAACAAAGUAUGCGUUUGCUGCAAAGUGGAAGCGGAAGGCCAGAUCGAAAUGACGUCCGUUCAUAGAACCGAAUGA